CGGUUAGAAUUACCAUGUAACCCCGUUCACACAGUGGUCCCUGCCCCAAUAUUUACGUACACGGGUGUUCAGGCUAGCGUGACGUUGUCGGAUGACUGUUGAUAGUACAGGAGAGAGCGGGCACGGGACAGGUUAGUAGAGUCGUAGACACGGGUGGACGAUCUAGUGAACUAUCGGACAAGGCUAAACAUGGUUCGGGAGGAGACGAAAUGGUUCGUACUACUUGUGUUGUUGAUAGCGUUUGUGUUAUCACUGGUGGGGUUUGCCACGCCCAGUUGGUACCGAGUCUCCACUAACUCUACAGCUGUUCCUACUAUCACGGCUGGAUUUUUCGACGUGUGUGUGUCCAGCACGUGUAGACGUUACCUCGAAUAUUUCACCCUAGACCGAUACAGCGAUGACCUCAUUGGCUGUAUCGUGUUCUGUGCCUUUGGAAUCUUCUUUAUCGGCCUCGCUCUGCUCUUCACUUUCUGUUCCGUCUGUCGCUGUGACGAUCUCCAGGGAGACUGUGGAGGAUGUCGUACCGACAGGAGGCGCUACCUGUAUGUGGCAUGGUUCACCUUGAUUGGAGGUCUACUGCUGAUAACGACGGUGAUUUGGUUCUACAUCAGCCAAAUUCGUAACCAAGGAGGCCUCUACAAUAUUACCAACUCUGUGAGUAACAAGGCCGACUACUCGCUGGCCUUGGUGGCCGCCGCCGGAGGUGUCGCUGUUAUCCUAGCUGUUAUCAUUUUCCUCAUCCGUCUACGAAUGUACGAUUAUCACGAUGAUGAUGAAUAUGAACGCCGUCCACGUAAAAGGGCACCACCUCCAGUGAUGUACAUGCAAGAACCUCCCAGGAUGCCCCGAGCAGAACCACCGCCAUAUGUGGUGGCGCCCCCUAGCUCCUAUAGGUACUCGUACAAGCCUGAACCACAAUAUGUCGAGUAUGGCAGCAGUAGGCGAGUGGCAUACCCUGAGAAGAAAAAAUACAUCACUUACGGAGAGUAUUAGGACGUUUAUAAUCACACGAGGAGAGGAAAUACAACACAAUACUAUGGUACUUUUAACAGGACGCCUAUAUGCUGACAAUUUUGACCCAAAUAGAAGUUGAAUAUUUCGUCUCCCCAUCUCCCUUUUUUGAUUCACAAGAAAUGAUCAUUUUAUAUAUAUCCCCUAUAUACGAACAUUUCUUGAUGAUCUCUCGAUAUUUUGACAAAAUGGGGUUUGAGGUUAUACGCAGAAAUAACACACACGUACCGUAUUCUUCCUUAUUGUGUAAGGGGAAUCAUGACAAACUCGGCAGGAAGAGUGGCCAAUCUGGUUCGAAUGUGACGUAUGCGUGCAACGGAUGUGACGUAACACCUGAUCUGUAUCGUGUAUAUUGUUACAGUUGUAUGCAUUGUAGUGUUACACCUGUAUGAAUUGUGAUGUUACACCUGCAUGAAGUGUAUAGUUACAUCUGCAUGAAAUGUGAUGUUACACCUGUAUGAAGUGUAUCGUUACACCUGUAUGAAGUGUAUCGUUACACCUCUAUGAAGUGUAUCGUUACACCUGCAUGAAGUGGGAUGUUACACCUGUAUGAAGUGUAUCGUUACACCUGUAUGAAGUGUAUCGUUACACCUGUAUGAAGUGUAUCGUUACACCUGUAUGUAACUGUAUCGUUACACCUGUAUGAAGUGUAUCGUAACACCUGCAUGAAGUGGGAUGUUACACCUGUAUGAAGUGUAUCGUUACACCUGCAUUAAGUGGGAUGUUACACCUGUAUGAAGUGUAUCGUUACACCUGUAUGAAGUGUAUCGUUACACCUCCAUGAAGUGUAUCGUUACACCUGCAUGAAGUGGGAUGUUACACCUCUAUGAAGUGUAUCGUCACACCUGUAUGAAGUGUGUCGUUACACAUGUAUGAAGUGUAUCUUUACACCUGUAUGAGUGUAUGUUUAGAUCUCUAUCUAGUGAUAUCAUUGGGUAACUCCACUAUAGUGACCACGGAGAGCAUGAUACAUUAAACAAUAAUCAAAGAAACUUUACAUAUUUACGUCAUCAUCGGCCGUUGGAUAUUGGCCUAUCUUAAUACUACUAAUGGCAAUGUAGCCAUGUUCCUCGUAUACAUAUAUCUAUCUAUAUAUAUAUAUUGUGCAUGCUAAUUCAGAACUUUCAUAUCAUCGUUUUCUUUCAUAACACUGGAACACAUUAAACAUUUCAAACGGUA
Pecten maximus is the source of this 2190-nucleotide messenger RNA. RefSeq lists its product as uncharacterized. The record is from RefSeq and is a predicted model, not a curated record. The transcript has 3 exons. NCBI's taxonomy places the organism in Eukaryota, Metazoa, Mollusca, Bivalvia, Pectinida, Pectinidae. The coding region runs from base 190 to 993 and encodes 267 amino acids.